Molecule: messenger RNA, 2869 nt
Organism: Opisthocomus hoazin
Lineage: Eukaryota; Metazoa; Chordata; Aves; Opisthocomiformes; Opisthocomidae
Source: RefSeq, a predicted model, not a curated record
AUGGAGCUGAGGAAGAGCGAGGAACCGCUCCCAGAGAGAGCGAUGGUUCUGAUCUUGCUGCUCUGUGUGACCGGGAAGAGAGCAGAAACUGUCCGGUACUCUGUGCCCGAAGAGGCGGAGAGAGGCUCCUUUGUGGCGAAUAUUGCUAAGGAUUUGGGACUGGCCGGUGAGGAAUUAUCGGCUCGACAGGCUCGGAUCGUUCCUGAAGGAGAAAAGCAGUAUUUGCAGCUGAACAAACACACCGGGGAUUUGGUGGUGAGAGAGCAAAUGGACCGGGAGGAGCUGUGCGGGCAGAGCGAGCCCUGCCUGGUGCGUUUCGCGGUGCUGCUGGAGAGCCCACUGCAGUCCUUCCGAGCUGAGGUAAGCCUCAUUGACAUUAAUGAUCAUGCUCCUGUAUUCUUAAACAAAGAGAUGGUUUUAAAGAUCCCGGAAACUGCAAUGCCAGAAGCUCGGUUUUUGUUGGAAAGCGCUCAGGAUCCAGAUGUAGGGAACAACAGUCUUCAGUAUUACAGUAUCAGCUCGAACGAGUAUUUCCGUAUCUACACCUGGAGGCGGAGUGACGGCAGGAGGUAUGCCGAGCUGGUGUUGGACCGAGCCCUGGACCGGGAGCAGCAAGCAGAAGUGGUUUUCAGUGUCACGGCUGUGGAUGGUGGGUCUCCACCGCGCUCUGGCACGGCCUUAAUCCGCGUGGUGGUUCUGGAUGCGAACGACAACGCGCCCGUGUUCAGCCAGGCGGAGUACACGGUGCGUGUGCCGGAGGACGUGCCCGUGGGCUCCGUCCUCGUCACCCUCACUGCCACCGACGCCGACGAGGAACUAUACGGGCACGUGAAAUAUUCCUUGAAAAAAAUCACAGAGAAAGCCUCACAGAUAUUUAAUCUGAACGGUGAGUCGGGAGUGAUCACGCUGGUGCGGAGCCUGGAUUUCGAGGAAAGCGACUCCUACGAACUGGAGGUGCAAGCAGAAGACGGAGGCGGGCUUUACAACACAGCCAAAGUCGCGAUCGCCGUGACCGAUGUGAAUGACAACGAGCCUGAAUUGACAGUGUCGUCGGCGCUGAAGGAGAUCUCGGAGGAUGCCCCGUCGGGGACGGUGGUGGCCCUGCUGCACGUGCAGGACCGGGACUCGGGGACGAACGGCGAGGUGCGGUGCAGCAUCGCCGAGAGCCUCCCGUUCCGUCUGGAGAAAGCCUUUGAGGACUACUACCGCGUGGUGACGGCGAGGGAGCUGGACCGGGAGGAGGUGUCGGAGUACAACGUGACGGUGCGGGCAGCGGACGGCGGGUCGCCGGCGCUGUGGAGCAGCGCGGUGCUGGCGCUGCGGGUGCUGGACGUGAACGACAACGCGCCGGUGUUCGCGGAGGCGAGCUACAGCGCCCGGCUGCCCGAGAACAACGCGGCGGGCGCACUGGUGCUGACGGUGCGGGCGGCGGACGCGGGCGGCGGACCCUUGCGCGGCGUCCCGGCCUCGCACUUCGUGGGCAUCGACGGCGUCCGCGCCUUCCUGCACUCCUACUCGCACGAGGUGUCGCUCACCGCCGACUCGCGCAAGAGCCAGCUCCGCUUGUCGGGCGGCAGCUGCUGCGACACCCUCCCGGCCCGGCCGCCCGCUCAGGCUUCGGGUGAUCUCGUCCCUACGGGAGAUCACAGUGCCGACAAUAGUGACCAAGCCUCCUUCCAGAAGAGGAUGGAUGUCGUACCGGCAGCGCGGGGUCGGGUAGGGCCGCUGGCGCGAGACCUGGGGCUGAGCCCGGCGGAGCUGCCGGCACGCAAGCUGCGGAUAGUCUCUGGGGACGAAAAGCAGUACUUCAGUCUCGGGGAAGAUAAUGCAGAUCUGCGGGUAAACGAGAGGAUAGACCGAGAGGGCAUCUGCGGGGCUGUGUCGCCCUGUGUCCUCAGUUUGGAGGCAGUCGUGGAAAACCCAUUCAAUAUAUUUCAUGUGAGCGUUACUAUCCAGGAUAUCAAUGACAAUGCGCCGCAGUUUGACAGAGAACUUGUUGCCAUGGAAAUGAUCGAGUCUACGCCUCCCGGGGCCAGGUUCCCACUGGGCAGCGGCAGAGACCCCGACGUGGGGGCGAACUCGUUACAAAAUUACCAACUUACCCCCAACCCGCUCUUCUCCCUUGCAGUAAGGGAGAGUCCUGACGGGACAAAACAGGCAGAACUAGUACUGGAGAAAAGCUUAGAUCGAGAAAAACAGAGAAAUCACCAUUUGAUACUGACAGCGGUGGAUAGCGGGGAUCCAGUCCGGUCCGGGACCGUCCAGAUCAAGAUUAAAGUGACUGACGCAAAUGACAAUCCGCCGGUAUUCACCAAAGAGCUCUACAAGGUUCGACUGCUGGAAAAUCUGCCGGAGGGCUCCUUAGCUUUUCAGGUGAAAGCUACUGACGGCGACGAAGGUGCAAAUGCAGAAAUCACCUACACUUUCAGUCACAUCUCAAACAGUGCUCGCCAGCUCUUCACUCUGGACUCCAGGACAGGGGAAGUGAAGGUUAUAGGCCCCUUAGAUUACGAAGAAGGGAAAUACUACGAAGCUACUGUUGAAGGCAAGGACGGGGGCGGGCUCAGCGCGCACGCCAAAGUGCACAUAGAUGUUAUAGACGUGAACGACAACGCGCCAACCCUUUCCCUGCUGCCAAUCUUGAACCCGAUACCAGAGGAUUCGGUCCCGAGCACAGUUGUAGCUGUGAUCAAUGUCCGUGACAGAGACUCGGGAGAUAACGGACAAGUGAGCUGCAACAUCCACGGCGAUUUGCCUUUCAGACUAGAACCGUCAUCAGAGAACAUCUAUAAACUAAUAAUAGCCAGUUCCCUGGACAGAGAAAAUGUCUCCGCUUACAAUAUCACCAUCGCUGCCAGGGACCGGGGCA